Molecule: messenger RNA, 453 nt
Organism: Venustampulla echinocandica
Lineage: Eukaryota; Fungi; Ascomycota; Leotiomycetes; Helotiales; Pleuroascaceae
Exons: 1
Coding region: 1-453 (150 amino acids)
Biological process (GO): glycine biosynthetic process; tetrahydrofolate biosynthetic process; dihydrofolate metabolic process
Cellular component (GO): mitochondrion
Molecular function (GO): NADP binding; dihydrofolate reductase activity
Source: RefSeq, a predicted model, not a curated record
AUGGGCCGCAAAACAUGGGAUAGUAUUCCGUCCCGUUUCCGACCUCUUAAAGAUCGACGCAAUGUCAUCAUCUCACGCAACCUUCCGCCGACCUCCUCCUCCGAACCGUCCUCCCCCGCCACGGUGAACUCCAUAUCCGAAGCUCUAGAUUCAACGUCACAAUCAUUAAAUGAGGGAACACAAGGCAGGGUGUUCGUAAUUGGCGGAGCCCAGAUAUACGCGGCUGCGCUACAACGGCCGGAAACGAAGAGAAUCCUGUUGACCCGAAUUUUGAGUGAUUUUGAAUGCGAUGCGUUCUUCCCAGUGAUUUUAGGAGAGAAUGGCAAGGCUGAGGGAUGGAGGAAGAGCGGGAGUGAGGAAUUUGAUAAAUGGACUGGCGAAGCGCUGUCCGGAAAGGUGCAGGAGGAGGCGGGGACGAAAUAUGUUUUUGAGAUGUGGGAAAGAGCGGAUUAA